GCAAGCAGAGGACACUCUCGACAUCGCCAAGGACACCGCCAAAUUGAUAAGGGCGUUCAUAACAGUGCACAAGUUUGCCACCGCCCACAUCCUCUUCGAUGAGAUGAGGAAACUCAGUGCCGACCUUCAGCAGGCCAAGCCAGCUGAGUUGGUUGUGGGCAACGUUACUCGGAGGGUGCUCCAGUUCAUACGGGAGGAAUACCAGCAUGAGCGGAGUGAAGCUGCCAGCACAAUGGGGAAUGGUGCGGUCUCGGCCUCCGGCGCUUGCAGCCCAGAGCCAACACUGGGCCAGGGAGGGGGGCGGCCCAUGAUGAGGGACUACUCCCUUGGGACGUUGCUGGACAUCAUGCCAACACGGAGCGGGAGGAGGAGCCCGUUGGACAGGGUGCCAACGUCCCCAACCUCCCCUCAAAGCCCACCGGGGGGUGGGGGCGAGGGCAUGAGCACCAAGAAACGGAAGCCACAGCAGUGGAGGCGCGUGAAGGGCGUCAUCGAGGGCAUCACCGAGAUGCUCACCGACUUGGAGAACAUACCCUUCCAGGUGGCAGAGCAUGGCAUAAACCACAUCCAUGCAAAGGAGGUCAUAUUGGUACUGGGAGAGUCCCGCACAACGCUGCAGCUGCUGGAGAUGGCCAAGGGAAAGUGCCCAGAUCUGCACGUGGUUGUGGUGGAAGGGUCCCCAAGGUAUGAGGGCCACAGCAUGGCCAACCAGCUGGCAGGGGCCAAGAUACAGACGACCAUCGUGACAGACGCUGCUGUCUUUGCGAUGAUGGCACGCGUGAGCCAGGUCUUCAUCAGCUGCCGGUACCUCUUGGCCAAUGGGGGCAUAAUCGCGCCAUCAGGGGCACACACCAUCGCCCUGGCAGCCCACAGACAUGGUGUGCCGUUUGUGGUGUUGGUGGGGCUGUACAAGCUGGCGCCUGUAUUCCCGCAUGACCCCACCGUGAACCUCAACGACUUCCGCUGCCCUUUUGAUAUCGCCGAUUUCAACCUUGCUGCAGAGGCGAAAGGUUCUGGCGAUGGAGACUCGGAUGGCUGCAGUGUGUCUGUUGUGAACCCUUCUUUUGACUAUGUUCCUCCAGAACUAAUUAGCCUGCUGGUGACUGACCAAGGGGGGGUGACGCCCAGCUAUGUGUACAGGCUGUUGAAGGAGACCUAUGCUCCAGAAGACACGCUUCUCAGCGAGAGUGUGUACGGGUUCAUGACCAGCUAG
Messenger RNA from Ostreobium quekettii, 1213 nucleotides. The record is from the annotation of a GenBank genome assembly. Lineage: Eukaryota; Viridiplantae; Chlorophyta; Ulvophyceae; Bryopsidales; Ostreobiaceae.